CGUUCACGUGAUAAUCAAAUUAAGUUACAAUUGGCUAAAAUGUUGCCAUACUUGACUACCGUUUGGCAAGGACAAACUUCUCACUUUUUUGUCAGAAUCACUUAGUUCUUUUGAUUUGCCGAAGACCCAAUCAACUUAAUGAACCUUCACUCAUGGAUUAGGAUGUAGGAUGUAGAUUUCAAGAAUGGCUGAGGAGCGGGGAGAAGGGUCUUUCUGGGAUAUUGGCGAACCAAGGAAAGUCUUGCGAAGAAUUGAAAAUGGGCCUAGGUCAUGCGACGAUCUGAUGAGCAUGAUUCAGGAGCGUGCCGACGUGGAGUUGAGAUACGCCAAGGGUCUGAGGCAGUGGGCAUCGAAAUGGGAUGAUUCUCUGAGAAAAGGUCCAGAGUACGGCACCAUACUAACGGCCUUGCGGACUGUGCUGCAAGAGGCCUCGGCAGUGGCGAAGAUUCACGAAGAUUGCCGAAUGAGGCUGACUGGAGACGAAGGACCGUACUACAACGUGUACAAAUGGAAGAACGAUCAUUUUCACCGGAGUGGGCAAGAAGGGCUCCGUGAGACGCAGCAAGCGAAAGAGGCAUUUGCGGCCGCGCAGAGAGAGUACGCCAAACUUCUGUCAAAACUGCACAGAGCCAAAAAGGCUUAUUUUAACGCCAGCUUAGCCGCUUAUCGGGCUAGGCGCUUCGCCGACGAGGAGGCUUCAAACCCGGCCGUCAACGCGGAAGCACUCUGGAAACUCCGCCAGAGGGCCGAUGGUUUGGCUCUGGAAAGAGAACGGCUGAAGCAGGUGUAUCUCCGGAGGGUAAUGAUCUGCAAUGUAACAGCCAAGGAGAGAUACACACAGAGUAUGACGUCAGUGUUUGACCGUUGGCAAGGGUUUGAGAGGGAGCGACUGGACCACAUUCAAUCGCAGUUGCAGCUCUUCGUCAGGAAUCUCAACACUCACUCCGGCACAGGGAUGGGUCAAGUAUACCAGGGAAUCCUGGAGCAGGUGCGGCGGGCGGAGCCGGCGGCAGACGUGGACGAAUGGGGCCGCAAAAAUGGCACGGGAAGCAAGGGUAACUGGCCCAAAUACGAGGAGAUAGAUCCCAGGAGGCAUCAGACGGAUGCCGAGCCCUCCUAUCGUCAACUUACCACCCAACAGGGCACGGCGUUAGCUACCACGGACGAAAUGACUGACGACUUCACUACUGAUGACUUUGAUUCUGAAGUGGAUUCCGCCCAUGACCACGCCCGCCAUCAAUGGCCCUCUAAGCCUGACCACGCCCACCAGUAUGCCAACAUGCCUUACCGCUCCCAUCAACACGAGACACAGCACUACUAUAAGCAAUGGCAUCCCCAAGACCAUUGGGGUCAAGAGGAUCAUCAACAGCGCCCUCCAGAACCUCGCUACUCGCAAAACGAGGACCUGAGUGAGAGAUGGUUGGAGGAGCAACUCGGGGGGCGUGGCAGGAGGGACGAUGGGAGGAGGUGGAAUCAGAGGAAGAUGCGCCAUGAAGAUGUGUAUCACUCACAUCACCAUGACAAAAAGCAUCAUGCACAUGUACAGAGACACUGGCCUCCACAAGACCACCAUGAUGACCAAAGAGGUCAUUUUCAUAAAGGUCAUAAGUCAAAAGACCGAUUUCAGGGGCACCCAGAACAUCAAGUACAUGUAGAAUCUCACCACGAUCACCAUCACGGAACAGAAAGGUCACCAGGUUAUCACCAGCACCAAGGUCUGUCAAGCAGCUUGUAUGACACGCUCGGAACAUCUCAGAGUCAGGAAUCAUAUAUACAUGACAACCACCCAUCAUCGACAAUGUUAGAGCAGCCUGCUAAUGGUGGUUACCAUGGAAACUUUGAUUACCAUGGGAACAUCGAGAGUGAAGACAGAUCUUCUCCAGAAGAGCCGUAUUUCCAAAAGCACAUGCAGGGCCAAACAACAAGCCAUUCAAGAUUGGUCUCGGCUCAAACAGUGAGUCAGACCCCUGAACAAACACCUACCAAGAUACACACACAGACAGUCCAACAAAUGCCAACACAGACCUCAAGUCAGGUCCCAGCACAUCGGACCCCCACCGCAGUCCAUCAGGAGCAGGUACCUACACAGACACCCACCCAGACACAACAGCAAACCCCAGGGCAGACUCCAGCAGAGACAACUGCUCAGACCUACAUUGAGAGAUGGAACGGGGCAGCGGAGAGGGCUGCGAUGUUGGAGCAGGCACGGCAGGCGCUUCAACCCAAUGAAGGGGAGCGACUGGUGAGGGCGCUCUACGAUUUCAAGCCUGCGACACGGGAUGAGAUGGCUCUAAAGCAAAGUGAGUAUCUGGUGCAGAUAGGUGAUCAUCUGAGCAACGGCUGGGCCUAUGGGAGGAAGGCCGGCGCCAGAGGCCACUUUCCUGCCAGCUACGUCCAGGUCCAGUGAGAGAUGCCCAAGCCUAGGGGAUUGGAGCAAUGAGAGGGUAUUAUGUUCUUGCUGGACGGCUGUACAACAGUCGUGGUUUUAACAGUGAAAUUACAUGGCUGGGAACAACAGGUAUAUACAGGGUAGAAAAGGGCAAAGGCUUAGGAAAAAGAUAAAGACUCCUUUUUUUUUUAGAGAACCCAGGAAU
Molecule: messenger RNA, 2594 nt
Organism: Patiria miniata (bat star)
Lineage: Eukaryota; Metazoa; Echinodermata; Asteroidea; Valvatida; Asterinidae
Product: protein kinase C and casein kinase substrate in neurons protein 2-like
Exons: 11
Coding region: 185-2407 (740 amino acids)
Biological process (GO): regulation of endocytosis; plasma membrane tubulation; cytoskeleton organization
Cellular component (GO): plasma membrane; cytoplasm; endosome
Molecular function (GO): phospholipid binding; protein binding
Source: RefSeq, a predicted model, not a curated record